Phytomonas sp. EM1 is the source of this 976-nucleotide messenger RNA. NCBI's taxonomy places the organism in Eukaryota, Euglenozoa, Kinetoplastea, Trypanosomatida, Trypanosomatidae. The record is from the annotation of a GenBank genome assembly.
UGCGUAUAGACUUGGCGAUUGAAUGCCAUUUUUUACUCAAAUACCGAAGCUAUUGUGUUUUGGUUGGAUUCAUUUCAACUGAUCACGGAUAACACUGUCGUUGUUAUUAUCGGACGCUUCUUUGUGUGUAGUCUGCAUACUUUUCGUUAUUGGCUUUCGAAUGCUGCAAUCUUCUUCCGUGUUACGCUUUUCGACGUUUGCGUUGAACCCUGAGACGUCAAGGGCCCCGCAUGGCCCGCCGCGAGGUCUCAUUAACCGAUACAUCUCCAUGGGGCUCCCUCCGUGGGCGGCCUGGUGCAAUAAAGUGAAUCGCUAUUCCCUCUACCGGAUGGCAGAUGUGAAACCGCGGUCUUUUCUCCCAAAGUACCCACAAGAGAUGGAUGUUAUCUGGCUGAAUGAGCGGGUGCGGGAACGGGUUCGGACGUCGCGGCAGGUGCAGCACGUUUACCGACAACUCAAGUACCCGUAUGUGAAGACCGGCAUCCAUUACAGCGAUAUUCUCGACCACUGGGUGCAGGUACCUAUGGUAGAAUCUGCUAUGUACGAGGUUGAAAAGGAUGGUGGAUUUGAUAACUUUAUUCUAAAACGCUCAGGCCCCGAGCUAUGCUCAACCUAUGGAGAGCGAAUUCGACGUCAUUUGCUCGUCCGCCAAAAAGAAAUAAAAAAGAACUUCGUCCUAGAUCAGCAUGCCAAGGCGCUUUCAGAAGCGGUAUUCAAGGAACUAGUUAAGACGAAAAACGAGGAGGAACUAGACUCAGUUCUUGCCAAGUAUGGCAUAGACCGCGAGCGGUUUAAGCGUUCUCUGGCAAAGUUCGUGUUAAGUGAGAAAAAGCAGACUAGUCAACCUCAAGCGGCCUAGUCUUUCUGUAGAAUAGGCUUUCGAAGGAAAAAUGACCGAUAAAACCUUAUCUAAUGCCUCAUUGCCUUUCUUCUUGGCAACGGCUCCUAGAGUUGUUCGCGAUGCAUGUCUGAUGAG